Messenger RNA from Gopherus evgoodei (Goodes thornscrub tortoise), 2234 nucleotides. RefSeq names its product succinate-CoA ligase ADP-forming beta subunit (gene SUCLA2). The transcript has 11 exons. Gene Ontology annotation, molecular function: succinate-CoA ligase (ADP-forming) activity; metal ion binding; ATP binding. Lineage: Eukaryota; Metazoa; Chordata; Testudines; Testudinidae. Gene Ontology annotation, cellular component: succinate-CoA ligase complex; mitochondrion. The record is from RefSeq and is a predicted model, not a curated record. The coding region runs from base 110 to 1501 and encodes 463 amino acids. Gene Ontology annotation, biological process: succinyl-CoA metabolic process; tricarboxylic acid cycle.
GCCGCGUCAGGAGAGGCGGAGCCGAGGCCUUUUCUACCCUCCCGCGCGCUAUGGUAGCAGCGGCGCGUGCGUGCGCGCGGGGCGAGUGGGAAGCCGACGAGGUUCGGUCAUGGCGGCGUCCAUGAUUUGCAGCCGAGUGUCGGCCGGGCUGAGGCACAACGGCUGCCGGGCGUCGUUCGGUGCCGCCGCCGCCAAGGUGCUUGCUGGAGGUCCAGGACUAUUCAAUAGCCAUGGGUUUCAGGUGCAACAGCAGCAACAAAGGAACCUGUCACUGCAUGAAUACCUGAGCAUGGAACUGUUGCAGGAGGCUGGUAUUUCUGUUCCACAUGGACUAGUUGCAAAGACACCAGAAGAAGCUUACAAAAUUGCAAAAGAAAUAGGUUCAAAGGACCUUGUGGUAAAAGCUCAGGUUUUAGCUGGUGGUAGAGGAAAAGGAACCUUUGAAGGUGGCCUCAAAGGCGGAGUGAAAAUAGUUUUUUCUCCAGAAGAAGCAAAAGAGAUUUCCUCCAAAAUGAUUGGAAAGAAGUUGUUUACCAAGCAGACAGGAGAAAAGGGCAGGAUAUGCAAUCAAGUAUUUAUCUGUGAGCGCAGAUAUCCCAGGAGAGAAUACUAUUUUGCAAUAACUAUGGAAAGGUCAUUUCAAGGUCCUGUACUUAUAGGCAGCUCUCAUGGUGGUGUUAACAUUGAAGAUGUUGCUGCAGAGACUCCUGAUGCGAUAAUUAAGGAACCCAUUGAUAUUGUGGAAGGCAUCAAAAAGGAACAAGCUGUCAGGUUGGCCCAGAAAAUGGGAUUUCCCCCUAACCUGGUGGAUGAAGCAGCAGAUAAUAUGAUCAAGAUAUAUAAUCUCUUCAUGAAAUAUGAUGCCACCAUGGUAGAAAUAAACCCUAUGGUAGAAGAUGCAUCAGGAGUUGUGAUGUGUAUGGACGCAAAGAUAAACUUUGAUAGCAAUGCGUUCUAUCGUCAGCAGAAAAUCUUUGAUCUGCAGGACUGGACACAGGAGGACGAGAGAGACAAGGAGGCAGCUAAAGCAGACCUCAACUACAUAGGACUAGACGGAAACAUAGGGUGUCUAGUGAAUGGUGCUGGUUUGGCUAUGGCCACAAUGGAUAUAAUUAAACUUCACGGAGGCACUCCAGCAAAUUUCCUUGAUGUUGGCGGUGGCGCUACAGUACAUCAAGUAACGGAAGCCUUUAAACUUAUUACUUCAGAUAAAAAGGUACUGGCUAUUCUGGUGAAUAUUUUUGGAGGUAUUAUGCGAUGUGAUGUUAUUGCACAAGGUAUCAUUAUGGCAGUAAAGGAUUUGGACCUAAAAAUACCUAUUGUUGUACGGUUACAAGGUACACGAGUUGAUGAUGCCAAGGCUUUAAUAACAGCUAGUGGCCUGAAAAUCCUUGCUUGUGAUGACUUGGAUGAAGCUGCUAAAAUGGUUGUGAAACUUUCAGAAAUAGUGACCUUAGCAAAGCAAGCUCAGGUGGAUGUUAAGUUUCAGUUGCCAAUCUGAUCUGAGUUGUCAUGGAAGUGUCUAAAGUGUUAUAUUCUCUGAAAUACUGUGUUCUGUGGGUUUUUUCCUCUUUUUUUCCUGUGUGGAGGUUUUAAUUGCUUGACAGGUGCACAAACUUUAAAGCACCUGAUUCUUAAUGUUAAUAUUAAAAAUGGUCAGAGUUCAUGUAAAAGUGACUGUAUUGCUGAUAUGUAGACUUUUAGUUGCUGUCCCAACACUCUAGCUUCUGCUGCAGAAUGUCACUUGCAAUAUUCAUUCAUUAUUGUCAAAAACAAGGUUUUUGUUGAAAAAUAGAUUCUUCUGAAUAAAAUCUGAAGUUACUUUAAUUGUAUAUUCAUAUUAGCUUCAUGUAAAGAUAAAUAUGACAGCUAGACAUUCUAGCACUCAUCAUAUGGAGGAAUGUAUUGAAAUGGUAUUUUUUAUUGGAGACCUUUAAUCUGCAGUAUAAUGAAUGGAUUUGAGCAUACCGAUCAUAAUGCAUAAAUAGUGCAUUUGAACAAACCCAGCAGCUUUCUAGAAGUGCUUUGCGGAUUUGACCAGCUAAGUAUCGGGACAAUGUAACAAUCACUACAAAAUAUACUGUAGCACUUAAGUCUUCAUGGUUUCUGGUGCUUAUUAAAAAGCAUCAUGUAGCUUUGUAUAUGAACAAUAAUGCAUAUUUCCUAAAGUGUGGCAGACUUGACAUACAGAGAAUUAGAAUGUCAAUUGUAAGUUAAUAAAAUCUCUCCCAAGA